Triticum dicoccoides is the source of this 1992-nucleotide messenger RNA. Its product is annotated as sugar transport protein MST1-like. Bases 86 to 1627 code for a protein of 513 amino acids. Gene Ontology annotation, molecular function: monosaccharide transmembrane transporter activity. Gene Ontology annotation, biological process: monosaccharide transmembrane transport. The record is from RefSeq and is a predicted model, not a curated record. The transcript is spliced from 4 exons. Lineage: Eukaryota; Viridiplantae; Streptophyta; Magnoliopsida; Poales; Poaceae. Gene Ontology annotation, cellular component: membrane.
GCUACAACGCGCUGUGUAGUUGUUAUAGCUAGUGGUCAAGUCUGCGCGUGCGUGCAAGUGAGGCUAACCCGGUGGCAGGCUUGCGAUGACUGGUGGAGGGUUCGCCGUGGCCGAUGCCCCGUCGGGCAACUACGGCGGCGGCAUAACCUUCUCCGUCGUGGUCACCUGCCUCAUGGCAGCCUCCGGUGGCCUCAUCUUCGGCUACGACAUCGGCAUCUCAGGGGGCGUGACGGCGAUGGAGUCAUUCCUGGAGGAAUUCUUCCCGGGCGUGCUCCGACGGAUGGCGGCGGCGCGGCGGGACCAGUACUGCGUCUACGACAGCCACGUGCUCACGGCGUUCACGUCGUCGCUGUACCUGGCGGGGCUGGUCGCGUCGCUCGCGGCUGGCCGGGUCACCAGGGCGGUCGGGAGACAGGCAGUCAUGCUAGCUGGCGGCGCGUUCUUCUUCGCCGGCGCCGCCGUGAACGCCGCAGCGGUGAACAUCGCCAUGCUCAUCGUCGGCCGCAUGAUGCUCGGCUUCGGCAUCGGCUUCACCAACCAGGCGGCGCCGGUGUACCUGGCGGAGACGGCGCCGGCCAAGUGGAGGGGCGCCUUCACGACGGGGUUCCAGCUCUUCCUCGGCAUCGGCAACCUCGCGGCCAACCUCACAAACUACGGCGCCGCGCGCAUCCCGCGGUGGGGCUGGCGGCUCUCCCUCGGCCUGGCGGCGGUGCCGGCGGCCGUCAUCCUCGUGGGCGCCCUGCUCAUCCCGGACACUCCCAGCAGCCUCAUCGUGCGCGGGCGGGUGGAGCAGGCGCGCGCCGCGCUCCGCCGUGUCCGCGGCCCCACGGCCGACGUGGACGCUGAGCUGGAGGACGUGGCCCGCGCGGUCGAGGUGGCGCGCUCCAACGAGCAGGGCGCGUUCCGGAGGAUCCUCAGGAGGGAGUACCGCCCCCACCUGGUGAUGGCCGUGGCCGUGCCGCUCUUCCAGCAGCUCACCGGGGUCAUCGUCAUCGCCUUCUUCUCGCCGGUGCUGUUCCAGACGGCUGGGUUCGGGAGCAACGCCGCGCUGAUGGGCGCCGUCAUUCUCGGCGCCGUCAACCUCGGCUCCGCCCUCGUGUCCGUCGCCACGGUGGACCGCUACGGUCGCAGGCCGCUGUUCUUGGCUGGUGGACUCGUCAUGAUCAUGUGCCAGGUUGCGGUUGCGUGGAUCAUGGGGUCGCAGAUCGGCCGUGACGGCGAGUCCGCGAUGGCGAGGAAGUACUCCGUCGCGGUGCUGGCUCUGACAUGCGUGUUCUCGGCGUCGUUCGGGUGGUCGUGGGGUCCCCUGACGUGGGUGAUCCCCGGCGAGAUAUUCCCGGUGGAGGUCCGGUCGGCGGGGCAGGGCAUCAGCGUGGCCGUCAACCUCGGCGCCACCUUCGUGCUCACGCAGACGUUCCUCUCCAUGCUGUGCAGCUUCAAGUACGCCACGUUCAUCUACUACGCGGCCUGGGUCGCCGUCAUGACAGCCUUCGUGGUGGCAUUCCUGCCGGAGACCAAGGGAGUGCCCCUGGAGGCCAUGGGCGCCGUCUGGGCGCGGCACUGGUACUGGGGACGCUUCGUCAAGGUGCAGCAGCCGCCCAAGAACACCGACGCGCUCAUAAACUGACGACGUUUAGCGCCUUUGUCAUCGUGGCAAAGAUGGGUAUGGGUGUGGCUUUGAUCUCCGUACCCGUACGUGUUUGUGUCUGUGUGUUCGUGUGUGGGUAUAUGGAGCCGCAGUGCUGCUUGUGGAAAGAUUUGUGUUUCUUUUUUCUUUUCGUUUUCUUUUCUUUUGUGGAAAAAUGAUUGUUGUUUCGUGCUGUUGUAGUACGUCCAUUCGUCAUUCCGGAUUGAAUAACAUUCGUUGUCUGCGCUAGCAAGAAGAAAAUGACACAUACAAGAAAAUGGACUCAUCAAGACUUGUUUGAGAGUUACAAAUGACUGUAAAACCAAGGUUUAUUUCCCAUAACAAUUGUUUGAGUGUCAAGUUCA